This is a messenger RNA of Monomorium pharaonis (pharaoh ant), 1142 nucleotides long. RefSeq names its product eukaryotic translation initiation factor 4E type 2 (gene eIF4EHP). Gene Ontology annotation, cellular component: cytoplasm; eukaryotic translation initiation factor 4F complex. Bases 226 to 882 code for a protein of 218 amino acids. The record is from RefSeq and is a predicted model, not a curated record. Gene Ontology annotation, biological process: translational initiation. Gene Ontology annotation, molecular function: RNA 7-methylguanosine cap binding; translation initiation factor activity. The transcript is spliced from 6 exons. Lineage: Eukaryota; Metazoa; Arthropoda; Insecta; Hymenoptera; Formicidae.
GUGGAGUGAGAGAGGAGGAUGAUGAUGCGCGGUUAUGCGCUGGUGCCUGGUGGAAGUGGAAGAUCAACAGUUUAUCGAAAACAGACGUGAGCUUGACGUGCAAGCAAGAGAGAGACAAACGUUUUAAAGCGUUUUGCAAAGCUUUUUGUAUCCCUGUUGCGUCUAUAAGCACGUGAUAAUUUUUAUUUUAUCGUACGACGUACUCUUGUCACAGCAGUCGUAAUCAUGUCCAAUAAAUUCGAGACCACUUACAGAUUGAAAGCCACAGAAGACAGCGGAGAUGAGGAGUCUCAAGCAAAGGAUAAUCAAAAGGUGGAAAAAGAUUCAUUACCUCCAAUAGAGAUAAGUCCAAAUGAGCAUAAGUUACAGUAUGCUUAUGCACUGUGGUACAGUCGGCGUAGCCCUGGUAAACAGACCAGCAUACAGAGUUAUGAUCAGAAUUUAAAGCUUAUUGGCAGGUUUGCUAGUGUAGAGCAAUUUUGGGGUCUUUACAGUCACUUAGUACGACCGUCAGAUUUGACAACACAUACAGACUUCCAUCUUUUCAAAGUAGGCAUAAAGCCCAUGUGGGAGGAUGAGGCAAAUCAAAAAGGUGGCAAAUGGAUAGUAAGAUUACGAAAGGGUUUAGUUUCUAGAUGUUGGGAAAAUCUUAUAUUGGCAAUAUUAGGCGAACAAUUUAUGGUAGGGGAAGAGAUAUGCGGGGCCGUUGUAUCUAUACGAUUUCAGGAGGACAUAAUAUGUGUAUGGAAUAAGACAGCAUCGGAUGUAACGAUAACAGCGCGGAUCAGGGAUACUUUAAGGAGAGUAUUACAUCUUCCACCUACUGCCUCUAUGGAAUAUAAAACUCAUAAUGAGAGCUUGAAGAAUGUUCAUCGACUUUAAGAGUGUCCAAUUUCGAGAAUAAAACAUAAUGUAGUUUUCCUAACAGACUCACUCAGCUGAUUUAUACUUCCCAGGAGAUCACGCAUUUGACAAGAAAGUAAAUAAGACGUGAAAUGUUAAGAAACAUCUAUUUGACGAUACACUUUGUUCAUAAGUGUCUGUGUUGUAACUUAUGUAAAUAAUGAGUACAUACAUUAAACAUAAAUAAAAUGUCCUUAUAUUGAACAAGAUAUUCAAUAUAAGGAAAGAAUUUGUGGCUA